This is a messenger RNA of Zerene cesonia (dogface butterfly), 4847 nucleotides long. RefSeq names its product A disintegrin and metalloproteinase with thrombospondin motifs 3-like (gene Adamts-1). NCBI's taxonomy places the organism in Eukaryota, Metazoa, Arthropoda, Insecta, Lepidoptera, Pieridae. Gene Ontology annotation, cellular component: extracellular matrix. The record is from RefSeq and is a predicted model, not a curated record. The transcript is spliced from 17 exons. Gene Ontology annotation, molecular function: metalloendopeptidase activity. Bases 54 to 3107 code for a protein of 1017 amino acids. Gene Ontology annotation, biological process: extracellular matrix organization; proteolysis.
AAACCGCGGAGUCGUUUACCUUCCGUGCGGCGAGACAGUCGACAUGUGCGUAAAUGCGUAAGCGCAACUCCGCAUGCGUCGGGCAGAAGGACGGAGCCCGCGGCGGCGCGCGGACCAUGGCGCGCUGUCUGUGGGCAUUCUUUAUCACCCUCCUGCCUUCCGCCAAUGCGUGGAAGCCCCCGCAAACCCCCGUCUACUUUCCCAUCGAUCUGCACACUCGCGCCCCCCGGCACGUGCACUCCAUUCACCAUCUGCACCUCCUGGGCUGGCACUUGGAGCUGCAAGAGAACAGGGCGAUACGCUCACCGUAUUACAACGAGUGCAAGUUUUAUAAGGGGCGCGUGCUGUACGAAGAAGAAUCGGCAGUUACAGUGACGGAAUGUGAAGGACAGUUAUAUGGGUUGCUCCAAGUGGAUGGUGAAGAUUUCGUGCUCCAGCCGACACGCUCCGACGGGAGCCACGUUUUAAAACGUCGCGAUGUAGUGCUCGCGGAGCGUACCGCGGAGUACAAUCUCACGGGUGACACUGUGACUGACCUCGACAUUGAUUAUGAAGAUGAUGAGCCCAUGCCAUCGAUGCACGUGCGGUCGCGGCACGGCAAUUCCGAUGUCGAGGAUUUUCGUAAUAUCGUCCCCGUUACGAGACCGGCGUCAGGAGCGAAAGGUCUUUGGCUCGAAUUGGCCAUAGUAGCCGAUCAUACGAUGCUCAAAUUCCACGGCCGGGAACGGGUGAAACAUUAUAUCCUCGCAAUAAUGAACAUCGUCAGUGCCAUCUUCAACGAUCGCUCUCUGGAAUCGAACAUGACUCUGGUUAUCAACAAAUUGUUCUUGUUUGAAGAAAAGGAUUCUGUUAUAAAAUAUGGAAAUGUUAAGAAGUCGCUGGAGGCUGUGAAUAAAUGGAAUUACAGACAUCUCAUCAAGUUGCCGGCAGACAGCACAGGGUGGGAUGCAACAGUGUGGCUGACUCGAGCGCAGCUGGGAGGCCCCUCGGGCUUCGCCCCAGUGGGGGGCGUGUGCACCCAGAUGCGUUCAGCGGCGAUAGACCGAGACGAGGGACUAACUAGCGCGUUUGUCAUCGCACAUGAAUUGGCGCAUCUAUUAGGCCUGACGCACGACGGCGAAGGUCAGUGUGAAACAGAUGGUCUAAAAGGCUCUGUGAUGGCUCCGACGGUGCUGGCAACUCUUCACAAUUACGCCUGGUCUUCUUGUUCCAGAGAACAGUUCCACAAAAAGACCAAAAAACUGUGGUGCCUCCACCAACGGAGCCACGAUGAUGGUGUUGUAUUGGGCGGUGCUAAAGAGUUAUCAAACUAUGUGUUUACAAUGGACGAGCAGUGUAGAACUGAAUUUGGAGAGGGAUUUUCGAUAUGCAAGUCCGUUAAGAUCAAAUCACCGUGCGCCAGACUGUGGUGCGCGCAUCGCUCCAUGCCUCAUGUAUGCCGCUCGAAGCGAGCCCCGCCGUUGGAGGGCACGCCUUGUGGAGUUAAUCAGUGGUGUGUCGAUCGUGUGUGCGAGCCAAUGCCCGGUCACGCAUUGAAGAACAAAACAGACAGCAAGCCCCUGGUCCCCGAGUGGGGCGACUGGAGCUCUUGGAGCGACUGCAACGCUGAGUGUGGUUACGGCCUCAGAACGAGAAUCAGGCGCUGCUGGUUUAAAGGAUCGAUUUCGGAGAGUGCUUGUGAGGGCGCGGGGUCGCAAGUGGCGACCUGCUGGUCGGGCCAAGCGUGCGCCGCCUCAAGGGACGUACGGACGGACAUAUGUUUCCGCCAGGCCAGCCAUCUCAUACCACAUUUGCAUGCGCAAGAGUCAAAACAUUGUGAGAUAUGGUGCACGGACUACGCCGGUGGUGACCCAUCCAACUUUGGGGCGCUCCCGGAUGGCACGCCUUGCAGCUAUGAGAGGCCUUUUGAUCUGUGUUUUCAGGGCACAUGUGUGAAGGGGCAAUGCAACAGUACUGACCCGGCUUGCAACUGGUGCCCAGAUGGAUACUGUAUCAAUAACACGCACAUAUACAUGCGACAGCUCGCGAAAGGUUGGACUCGUCUAACAGUAAUACCGCACGAAGCGAACAAACUAUCAGUCCACAUAGCUACUCCGGUAGCACUGAACAUCGCGAUACGAGAACGACGCCGCGACAGGCCGAUCCUGGAGCUCAGCAAACACGCGAAACGUAUAGACGUCGAAAGCAAACAGGACAAAUAUCUCAAAUACGAUCCGAAUGUACCUCAAAAUCUGCAAAUCAUUGAAGUGGAUAGUAACGUGAUAGAUAUUAAGGAAGACAAAUACGCGUAUGAGGGUGAGGUGAUAGCAGCGGGGGGAUUGGUCAAGUGGAAGCAAACUGACUCUGAUGUGUUUAUUACGUCGGAUUCCAGGCUGCACACGGAUUUGAUGAUUAUGGCUAUACCAGAGACGCCAGUUGUGAAUGAAAUAUUGGCUGUGGAAGUUUCUGUGAACUACAGCACGCCGGCUUCGCGGACAAGGCCAAUGGAAUAUAGAUGGUCCAGCGAGCGCGGGCCGUGCUCUGUGUCGUGUGGGGGCGGGGUGCGCAUGGUGCGGCCGCGGUGCGCGCGCGACCACUGCGCCCCGCGUUACGAACGGUGCAACACGCACAGUUGUUCGUUCAAAUGGGAGGCAGGGGAGUGGGAGGGUUGCAGCGCCACGUGCGGAGACGACGGCAUGCAAGAGAGACAGCUUUUCUGCGUUCCUGCGAACGUUAGCAUAUCGUCGCGGCGCGAGCUGAUCGCGCGCAGCGUGUCGCCGGCGCUGUGCCCGGGCGCCGCGCCGCCGCGCGCGCAGCCCUGCAACCGCCUGGCCUGCCCCGUCUACUGGCAGGAGCUGCCCUGGACGCAGUGCUCGGCGAGCUGCGGGCGCGGCGUGUCGUACCGGCCGCUGGUGUGCCCCGCGGCGGCGCCGCUGUGCGGGCCCAAGCCGCGCGAGCGCCGCCGCCGCUGCCGCGUGCGCCGCUGCGCCGCGCGCGCCUGCCCGCCCGCCGACGACACGCGCUACUGCGAGCUGUUCACGCGCGACCAGCUCGCGAGGAACUGCGCCGUGCCGCCCUUCCGGAAGUAUUGCUGCAACGCGUGCAAGACACUCGACCGGGAUCAUUAGAAAUUGAUAAAUAAUUACGAUUAAUAAAAAUAUAAAUGCGAUCAAAACAGCGUAAAUUAUCAUUUAUUUAUAAUAAUUAUAGGAUCACACCUAGUAUUAGUUAUUUGCAAUAAAUAAAUAGCCAAACAGACUUACCGUUAGUUCCAUUUAAAAAGUACUAGGACAUCAUAACUGCCUGCGUCUGCCCAACAACGGACGGAGCGCAGUAUUGCAAGCGGUUAACUACAGAACAGCUUGUAAGGAAUUGCACCGUGCCUUUUCAAAGCACUCCUGUAAUGCGUAGAGCAGCUGUGGACCGGAGUUACAAAUUAAAAAAAAAAUUAUAAAAAAUAUCCAAUCAAAACGAAAUGGUAGGAAGAUAAACUUAUUUAUCAUCAAGUAAUUCUAGAUUUGCAAAUCAAUACAAAAUAAACUUAACUUAGCCAAACGUACAAAGUACUAGGUUAUCAUAACCCAACUAGAGCUCACACCGUCGUGCGUCCCUGUCCAACAACCACCUUACGAUUCUGUGGUACUGUGACCUGUUUACACGAAAACAAGUCACGUGGAACUCUUCUGUACCAGUACCCUUCAGAAAGUGUUGUAAUGCGUGUGGGACAAAGGAAAAUUAAAUUAUGAAAAAUACAAAUAGAAUCAAAAAGGUCGAAAAUCGUUUGCAACAAAAUACAAAGGAAAUUAGCAAUAGUAUAUUCUGAAUUAUCAGCAAGUUCAUUCAGCGUCGAUACAAAAUGAUAUAUGUUUAGAUGAAUUGAUUCGUAUUUAAUGUCCUCGCUAAUUUGUACAUUUAAUAAUAAAUACAAGAUACCUGUUAUGUGACAAAUUCACGUAUUGAUAUGAACAAUUAAUGUAUACCAAAGUAAUUUGCAGCAUGUUCUAAUAACCGAUUGAAAUUUCCCUCCAAUAUAUAAAUUAAAUGAGAUUAUGAACCGACUGAAUUUCUCUAAUGAUCAAAUUUAUGAAGCCUUCACAAUAUUAAACAACUUUUCAUGUGGAGUCCACUAGUAUACCUAUAUUUUAUAAUAGACAACGAUUAUAAGUUUUGUAGGUAUAUCUAAUUAGAAUUUUUAUUGUAAAGUACGCAACCAUGCCGAAGAAUAAUUAUAAAUCAAUAAUAAUGUAAGAAAUAUUUUUAAUUUGUUUAUGAUGCAUUAGUUCAAUAGCAAACAAUAGUUUAUAAACUAGUAUCAGCUUGCUACAUUCUUAUUGUAUUUAUAUAAUAUUAUAUUAUAUUCUCUAAAAUGAGGAAGUCCCCGUGACAAUCGGAAAAAGAACUCGAGCUUUCGCAAUUAUCCUAAUGCACCCUACACAGUUAAAUACUCUUUAAAGCUGCCAUUUGCCAACUACACUUAAUUAUUGUACUUUAAUUAACGUUUUUAUGUACCCUAUACCUACUGAGAAAAUCUUGUAUUUAAAAUCGAAAAAAAAACGAAUUUGUAAAUCACGGAAUAUUAAGAAAUAUACAUGUAAUAAUACAUAAUCAUAAAGACUGGAAUGUAUUCUUAAAUUUUCUAACAAAACUUGUAGAAACUCAACGCAAAAAGUAUACAGAAAAAAUCUUUAAACAAUCAUCAAAACGGAUCAAACGACGCAUCUUAAAGAAUCUCUCUAUACAAACAGUAUUGCUUUUCUAUUUAAUGUAGGUUAUUUAUAAGUAGAUUUAAUUUGCAUUAUCAAUGUAUUCGGGAACGAAGUGCCAUAAUUCUGUGUACACUUCCACUUUAUAAAAUAAAUGUGCUAAUC